Messenger RNA from Rotaria socialis, 324 nucleotides. The record is from the annotation of a GenBank genome assembly. Lineage: Eukaryota; Metazoa; Rotifera; Eurotatoria; Philodinida; Philodinidae.
AUGGCAUUGAUACAGUUGCUGAUAAUUUUCUCAUUAUUUAAAUCACUUGAAGCUCGCUAUUCUUUUUAUUAUACGACGCAGAGACCAGAAUCGAAUUUAACAUUCGAUUGUUGGUAUGCUCUCGUGGUUGAUCAUACUGUCGAUCAAAGUGUGACAAGUGUACAAUUAUUCGAUUGGACUGAGCCUAUUGAUAUUGCUGAGCGAUACGAAAUAAAUGGUCAAUAUUCAAAUGAAAUAUUUCACAAUUGUUCAUCAUCCUGGUUUGGUUCAACAUGUCAAUAUCGAUUAGAAAAUGAUGAAGCCUCUUCAUUUUUACCUGGCUGA